Molecule: messenger RNA, 222 nt
Organism: Aspergillus ibericus CBS 121593
Lineage: Eukaryota; Fungi; Ascomycota; Eurotiomycetes; Eurotiales; Aspergillaceae
Exons: 2
Coding region: 1-222 (73 amino acids)
Source: RefSeq, a predicted model, not a curated record
AUGCCGACUCACCAAAUGAGCAAAUCAGAUGCUUCCCGCAUCCAAUCUACCCAGGCCCAAGCAGGAAAGGAUAUGUCCUCUGGCGGAUUCGCCGCACGGGCUCAGUCAGCUGCGGAUCGAAAUGCAAAUAACGCGGCGUCGAAUGUCGGAUCCUCAUCCUCGCAGGGCUCAUCGUCGGGCUCGCAGCAGAGUGGCCAGCAGGCGAACACAGGGAAGAGAUGA